Molecule: messenger RNA, 2331 nt
Organism: Maudiozyma saulgeensis
Lineage: Eukaryota; Fungi; Ascomycota; Saccharomycetes; Saccharomycetales; Saccharomycetaceae
Source: the annotation of a GenBank genome assembly
AUGCUCUUCACAUCUAACACAUUUCUACUACUGUUAACUUUGGUGAAUGUGGUACUAGCUCAGACCAUCACAUCCGACACAAUCUGGUCUGGAGGGGGAGGGGAUUCUUCCUCCUUUGAAAUUGAUUUUAAUGCCACACUCCAUGUCACGCCAGGGGUGUAUUUAGGUAUAUCUUGUUUUGAUGAAAUUGGAUUGGUAGACUUGGGCGCAAACGUUACCAUCGAAGGCUCUCUGUAUAUCGAUAGCAGUAAUUCGAUGUAUUUUUACUAUGUUGGGAUCGAUCACAAUAGUAAAUUGACAGCCCCGGUUACAAUAAACAAUACAGGUGUGAUCGUUAUGGAGGACCCUACUAGGUAUUCGGGCGUUGGUAUGGUUUUUUAUGGUGACUCAUCACUGAUUAAUACAGGGAAAAUAUUCAUUAAGGAACAGUAUGGCUGGGGGCAACCAUGGUCCCUUGGUGGAUUUACCAAUAAGGGAUUAAUAGUCUUUGACAAUAUUGGUGGGAGAAGUAACGACCCGUUGAGCCUGCCAUCAACAGACGAUUUUGAUAACCCCAACGUACUUAUUGCGUCAUCGACAAGUCCUGAAUCCGGAAUUAAUGACGGUACAUUAUAUGUUACUAAUUCAGUUCUGGAAUGGGAUUAUAUAUAUGGUUCUGGUUGUAUUAUGCUUGGUUCUGGUGGAAUUAUUAAAAUUUCAAUGAGCUCUUCAUCGGAUUCACUUUUUCACAACCAAACUGUUUAUCUGGAGGACGAUUCUUCUGCAUUUGUAUUGUAUUAUGCAAAUGAUGAAGCCUCCUUUCCUCCACUUACUGUUGCCGGAUUUGGUAGCGGAGAAUAUUUGGGUUGCGGAUCUAUCAUAAGUAAUUAUUCAUAUGACGAUACUACAGGUAUCUUAAGCGUUACAGCAGGUUCCUAUGAAUCAGAUUCUACUGGUGGCGUAAAUACGGGGUUCAAUAUUGGACCGGGGUAUGAUUCAGCUCUAUUUAGCAUCUUUCAACAAAAUUUUACUGAAAAUAGCCCAACUGGUGAAGAGAUGGUGUUUGAUUGGAUACAAUAUGACGGUGCUCCUCCAAAUCCGUCAAGACCAUUAGUAUGUGCAGCUUAUGAGGAACCUCCGAUGUUACCUUAUGAUUCUACUCCAUACUGUGCACAAGGAGUAACAACAACAGUAACACUUGUUUCGUCAUCUUCUUCGGCGUUUUCAUCCUUGGGCUCUUCAUCUCCUGAAUCUUCAUCAGGGAGUGAAAUCGUGCCUUCUGGACAGACCAGCUACUCACCUUCCUCCUCAGAGUGGCCAUCAACUUCCUCCUCAGAGUGGCCAUCAACUUCUUCCAUUUCAGACUCCUCUGGAAUACUGUCACCUUCUGUUAGCACUUACUCAGUUACUGAUUCUUCAAGAACCAGUACAUUUCUGUCCUCUGUUUUUGAGAGCUCUACCAUAAACAGUACGUCAUCCCUGGAGUUUACAUCAGAGAGCAACCUUGAAUCGCUAAGCUAUACGUCGUCUACGACAAUUUCUUCCCUAGAGACUUCAUUUGUUUCCAGUAGUGCCGAGGCAGAUUCUAGAAGUAUAUCAUCUGAGUACACUAAAUCUGUUUCCAGUAGCAACACCUCAGUUUCGACCCUCAGUGUAACAACCUCAGGAAGCAAUAUUGAUUCCGUUAGCACUGCCCAUACAUUGGGUACAGAUUCUGUGACGACAUCUACCAAUAGUAUCCGAACAACAAGUUACACAACUGGCUCUUACACUUCUGAGUAUGGCAUCACCAGUUCAUUGGUUCCAAAAACAAUGGUGGAAGAAAGUGAUUUACAUUCAAUUACUACUCAAAACGGAGAGAAACGCUCUAAAAACGAUUUUUCAACCAGUACAAAAUUUAAAACUGAGUAUAAGACGUCUACUAUCGUAGUAUGUGAAUAUACAAUAAUGAGUACCAAUGACAGGACCAGUGGUAUUACAGUCAUUACUAAGACAUUCGAUAUUUCCAGUAUCCCGACAGGUCUAUAUGGUAGCUCCUCCACUUCUACUGUUACUGUGACGACAGUAAGUAAAAUUAUAGAGUACCCCUCACUAGUGGUUGAUUCCGAUGGGGAUAUUUUUACAUCUGUUGUGACUGCAACAGGAGUAUCUGUUAACCAUGAUGGUAGCGUUUCAACUGACAAUACUGAUAUGAGCACUCAAGGUAGUGUUACCGAUGUAUCUAGUAGCAUUGUAGGAAUUUCAAGCCAGGCAUUUACUAUGUAUGGUGUUUCGAGCGACAAUGGCGCUGCUUUGAGGCAUACAACAGAACUAGGGUUCUUUGGAAUGAUUUACGUCAUACUUUUUGUUUAA